Macadamia integrifolia is the source of this 815-nucleotide messenger RNA. Its product is annotated as organelle RRM domain-containing protein 2, mitochondrial. The transcript is spliced from 3 exons. Lineage: Eukaryota; Viridiplantae; Streptophyta; Magnoliopsida; Proteales; Proteaceae. The coding region runs from base 168 to 602 and encodes 144 amino acids. Gene Ontology annotation, molecular function: RNA binding. The record is from RefSeq and is a predicted model, not a curated record.
GCUCUUUAUAGUGUAAUGUCGCAGAUUAUAAGGAGCUCGGGGGUUUAGGGUUUUGUCGAUCCUUUCUCGUAUCAUCACAGCAACUCGUUUCCUUCUCCUUCUUCGUAAAUCAAUUUGGGCCUUUAGGGAUUCUGUCUCGCUCGAAUCCUCACGAUUUCUGCUAGGGGAUGGCGUUUGCUUCUGGUUUCCGUCGCGUUCUCGGUGGUCAGUCUACGCCUUCGCUUCUUCAGAGCUGGAGAUUUGCUCCAAUACGUCUGAACUCUUCUUCCUUGACCACUCCAAAGCUCUUUGUCAGUGGCCUUUCAAGGUUAACCACAGAUGAAAAGCUGAAGGAGGCAUUCUCUCCAUUUGGCCAGCUUCUUGAAGCAAACGUCAUAACAGACAGGGCCUCUGGAAGAUCAAAGGGGUUUGGCUUUGUAAGAUAUGCAACCAUAGAAGAAGCAGAGAGUGCUCGAGAAGGGAUGAAUGCCAAAUUCUUGGACGGGUGGGUUAUUUUUGUUGAUCCUGCAAAACCUAGAGAGCCAAGGCCCCCACCUAAGCCAGAACCGGAGUCUUCAGAAACUGGUUUCACGGUAAACAAAACCAUUGGAUGGUGUGGGUGAUUCUAUUGAUUGGAAGAAUUAAGUCGUCUUGGAUUGUUUGGUUAGAAACACUUGUUCUGUUGGAUGGAAUGAAAAUCGAUGGAAGAAAUUCUGUCUACCGUGGUCCCUUUUUUUAACUAUUUCCAUCAAUUGCCACAGCUGCACUUGAGGUGGGACUGUUUAUUGCAUCUCUCUUCCUGAACAUUAAUAUUAAUGAAAUUGUAUCAUUUUAGA